AGCGGUGAGCACGUUAAAGUGAUUCGGCAUUUUAAGGAGGCUUCCAUUUUGUUUCAAGACUUUAUUCUAUCAAAAGUUGAGAGGAGAGGCAGAAUUUUUGAAAUGUCCCAGACACCUGCAACUGGAACUGCAGCAUCGGAUGCUGCACGUCCGACCGUGGAGAACGAGCGCACAAAGGCGCUUAAAAACUACCGCAUUAAGCUACUGGAGCACCGCGAGCUUGAGGCUCGUCUGAAGGCCCUGCGUGAUAAGCACAAGGUGCUCAAUGUCGAAUACGAGAAGUCGGAGGAUGCCCUGAACUCGAUGCAGAGCGUUGGCCAGAUGCUGGGCGAGGUUAUGAAGCAGUUGACUCCGGACAACUUCAUUGUAAAGUCGUCGAGCGGGCCGCGCUACGUCGUCGGCUGCAGGCGUCAGAUCGACAAGUCGCGCUUGAAGGCUGGCACACGCGUCGCCCUGGAUAUAACCACGCUGACCAUUAUGCGCUACUUACCACGCGAGGUCGACCCUCUUGUGUACAACAUGACUCACGAGGAUCCUGGCAACGUGAAUUACGACGAGAUUGGAGGACUGGGCGAGCAGAUACGGCAGCUGCGCGAAGUCAUCGAGCUGCCGCUGCUGAACCCGGAACUGUUUCUGCGCGUGGGCAUCAACCCGCCGAAGGGCUGCCUGCUGUACGGGCCGCCUGGCACCGGCAAGACGCUGCUGGCCCGCGCCAUCGCCUCCCAGAUGGACGCCAACUUCCUCAAGGUGGUCUCCUCGGCGAUUGUCGACAAGUACAUUGGUGAGAGUGCGCGCCUGAUACGCGAGAUGUUCGCCUAUGCGCGCGACCAUCAGCCGUGCAUCAUCUUCAUGGAUGAAAUCGAUGCCAUCGGUGGGCGCCGCUUCUCCGAGGGAACCUCCGCCGACCGCGAGAUCCAGCGCACCCUCAUGGAGCUGCUCAACCAGAUGGACGGCUUCGACGCCCUUGGCCAAGUGAAAAUUAUCAUGGCCACCAAUCGCCCGGACACUCUCGAUCCGGCCCUUAUGCGUCCUGGCCGCUUGGACCGCAAGCUCGAGAUCCCUCUCCCAAAUGAAGUGGCUCGCAUGGACAUACUCAAGAUACACGCAGGACCGCUGUCCAAGCAGGGCGAGAUCGACUAUGAGGCCAUUGUUAAGCUUUCGGACAACUUCAACGGCGCUGAUCUGCGCAACAUUUGCACUGAGGCUGGACUGUUUGCCCUACGCGCCGACCGUGAGUUCAUUCUGCAGGAGGACUUUAUGAAGGCGGUGCGCAAAAUUGGGGGAAACAAGAAGCUGGAAUCAAAAUUGGACUACAAGCCCAUUUAGGGAACACAAUUAAUUGCCAGAAAAUUUGUAGAGCUAUAAGAAACUCUGAUUUA
This is a messenger RNA of Drosophila subobscura, 1379 nucleotides long. It is a transcript of the gene Rpt4R, whose product is annotated as 26S proteasome regulatory subunit 10B. The transcript has a single exon. Gene Ontology annotation, biological process: positive regulation of RNA polymerase II transcription preinitiation complex assembly. Gene Ontology annotation, molecular function: ATP hydrolysis activity; ATP binding; proteasome-activating activity. Gene Ontology annotation, cellular component: proteasome regulatory particle, base subcomplex; cytosolic proteasome complex. The record is from RefSeq and is a predicted model, not a curated record. NCBI's taxonomy places the organism in Eukaryota, Metazoa, Arthropoda, Insecta, Diptera, Drosophilidae. Bases 103 to 1326 code for a protein of 407 amino acids.